Molecule: messenger RNA, 2584 nt
Organism: Symphalangus syndactylus (siamang)
Lineage: Eukaryota; Metazoa; Chordata; Mammalia; Primates; Hylobatidae
Gene: URI1
Product: URI1 prefoldin like chaperone
Biological process (GO): negative regulation of phosphatase activity; negative regulation of transcription by RNA polymerase II
Molecular function (GO): transcription corepressor activity; chromatin binding; phosphatase inhibitor activity
Source: RefSeq, a predicted model, not a curated record
GCGAGAGGCGGGGCGUGUGGGGAGGCGCGGCCGCCACGGGACGCCUGGCUGGGACCGCACCUUAGAGGCGUCUCGGUACCUGGCAGGCGGCCUGCUGCUCGGAGCCCGCUGCGGGCGGCGGCGGCGGCGGCAUGCGCGUGUGAGAUGCGGCAGCGGGCGGCGCGGACGCGAGCAGCGGCGGCGGGCGCGGCCUCCUGGGCGCGGGGCGCGCGGUGCCUGAGGGCGGGCGCGCGGGCGCGGGGCAGCCGCUGGCCGCGCCGCCUGCGCAGGCGCUGGUUCAGGACUCGCUCGCAGCGCUGAGGCCCGCGGGCCCGUUAUGGAGGCGCCCCCCUUGGAGACGCCCCCUGACCCCUCGCCCCCUUCGGCCUCGGCCUCGGCCCCGGCCCCGGCCCCGGCCCCCGCCCCGGUUCCGUUGCGCGCCCCGGAUGUGGCGCGGCUGCGCGAGGAGCAGGAAAAGGUGGUCACUAACUGCCAAGAGAGAAUCCAGCAUUGGAAGAAGGUAGAUAAUGACUAUAAUGCCCUUCGAGAAAGACUCAGCACCUUGCCUGAUAAAUUGUCUUAUAAUAUAAUGGUACCAUUUGGCCCUUUUGCCUUCAUGCCAGGAAAACUUGUCCAUACUAAUGAAGUCACUGUUUUACUGGGGGACAACUGGUUUGCAAAGUGCUCAGCAAAGCAGGCUGUAGGUUUAGUUGAGCACCGGAAAGAACAUGUAAGAAAAACAAUAGAUGACUUAAAAAAAGUGAUGAAAAAUUUUGAAUCUAGAGUUGAAUUCACGGAAGAUUUGCAGAAAAUGAGUGAUACUGCAGGUGAUAUUGUUGACAUAAGAGAAGAAAUUAAAUGUGACUUUGAAUUUAAAGGAAAACACCGAAUUGCUCAUAAACCGCAUUCCAAACCAAAAACUUCAGUUAUUUUUGAAGCAGAUACUGCAAAUGAUGUGAAAUCCAAGGAUUUGCUAGCUGAUAAAGAACUGUGGGCUCGACUUGAAGAACUAGAGAGACAAGAAGAAUUGCUGGGUGAACUUGAUAGUAAGCCUGAUACUGUGAUUGCAAAUGGAGAAGAUAUGACAUCUUCUGAAGAGGAAAAGGAAGAUCAUAACACAGACGUGAAUGCGAUGCAUCAAGUAACAGACUCUCAUACUCCUUGUCAUAAGGAUGUUGCAAGUUCAGAACCAUUCAGUGGUCAAGUGAAUCGUCAGUUGAACUGUUCAGUGAAUGGUUCCAGUUCUUACCACAGUGAUGAUGAUGAUGAUGAUGAUGAUGAUGACGAUGACGACGACAACGUUGAAGACGAUGAUGGUGAUAAUGACCGUGAGGCUUUAGGGGUUGGAGAUAAUUCUAUACCAACAAUAUAUUUUUCUCAUACUGUUGAGCCUAAGAGGGUCCGAAUAAAUACUGGAAAGAAUACCACUUUAAAAUUCAGUGAAAAGAAAGAAGAAGCCAAACGUAAACGAAAGAACAGCACUGGCAGUGGCCACUCUGCCCAGGAGCUCCCGACCAUCAGGACGCCUGCAGACAUUUACAGAGCCUUUGUUGAUGUUGUGAAUGGAGAGUAUGUCCCUCGCAAAUCCAUCCUGAAGUCUCGAAGUAGAGAGAAUAGUGUGUGUAGUGACACCAGUGAAAGCAGUGCUGCUGAAUUUGAUGAUAGGCGGGGAGUUUUGAGGAGUAUCAGCUGCGAAGAAGCCACUUGCAGUGACACCAGUGAGAGCAUUUUGGAAGAGGAACCACAAGAAAAUCAACAAAAGAAACUUUUGCCCUUAUCGGUACCUGAGGCUUUUUCUGGAACUGUUAUAGAAAAAGAAUUUGUAUCACCUUCCUUAACACCACAUCCAGCCAUUGCUCAUCCUGCACUACCCACUAUUCCAGAACGAAAGGAAGUUCUGUCGGAAGCAUCAGAAGAAACUGGAAAGAGGGUUUCAAAGUUUAAAGCUGCCAGAUUGCAACAGAAAAACUAGGCCCUGUCUAGGAAAUGGGAACUUACAUCCUAAAACCUAGUUGUUCAUUUGUUUAGAAGAUCUAUAGCAAAAUAGGUUACAUGUAGUUUGAAAUAAGGUAUCCUGAGUUACUUUGGCAACAAGUUCUUUUACCCUUAUCAAUGGUAUUUGAAAAAGUCAAAGUAACUGUCUGAAUAAUAUUCAGCUUGUUUUGUUAAUUCUCUGAAUACUAUCAACACUCUUGUCUAAGUUUGCCUUUAUGAUGCAGUGGCAGCAUUUUGAAUUACUUUUCAAAGAAUACUGUUCAUAUGCAUUGUUUUUGUGUUUCAAACUAAAUACAGGCAGUUUUGUGCCAGCUGUGAUAUUGUGCAUACCAUAUGGACCAUUUUAAAGAAAAUUUUAAAAUUUCAAAUAGAUUCAACAAUUUUAUUACUUGCUUUCACAUUUUAAAGGCACUUUAAAAAAAUCUACUUCUCUUGUAGGUUUUGCGGCUAGUUGGCUAUUCAAGAAACCUCGCCCCUCUGAAUGUCAUACUGUAAUCUUUAAGGAAGAAAGCUACAUGAAUUAAUUGUACUCUAUGGGAAAAUUUCUUUGGAAAGAUAUUUUGUAAAACUUUUUUCCAAGUAAAAACUUUAUGAAACUUGGUCUCAAAAA